UCUUAUCUAGUCUCUCCUGGCCCUCCUUGGCACAGAAAAGCAACUCCUUAUAAGGAAUCUCCCAGGCCCCCCCUUACACAGACAGCAAAGGUAACAUGGCUUCGGUCUGGUUCAGGCCUACACCAAAGGCAAUGGUCACGGUCCAACGGAGAAGCAUAGGUGGAACUGGGGGGGGGGCAGGGCACGUGCCCUAGGCGCCACUGAGGUGGGGGCACCACACCAGUUCCUGCCACCCCCACCCCAUUGCCCACCUGCCCAGCCCCAGGGCCCCUCAGCCACUUGCCUCCAGCUCCGGCCUAGGAUCGGAGCAGCCUGCAAACUGCAGAGCUCUUCUCUCCCCGCCUCUCAGCUGAUCGGUGGGCGGGCGGGGCUUCCAGAGAGGCCUCGGAGUAGGCCUCCCUGAAGCCUGAACCCAGCAGGCCCCAAGGGGGGCAGGAAGCCAGGAAGGAGGCAGGCAGAGCUCCCUGCAGCAGACCCUACCCAGACCAUCCAGUACAGCCUUUGCCAGAUUAUAUCUUUUUUACUAACCUGAGCCACCCCAAGCAGAAGUGUACUGGAGGGGUGGGGCACAAAUAUAAUUGAUUGAUUGAUUGAUGCCAAAGAGGAAACCUGAGAGCAUGUCUGGACUUCCAUUCAACCCCCAAAGAGACUUCCAGUGGCCAAAUAGACUUGAAAUGGACUCUCCCCUUCUGAACGUCUAAGUGAAGAAGAUGGAUGGUUUGAUCGAUGGUUUGCUAUCGGUAGAGAGCCUGUGUGAAGAUGGCCAUGACAUCAUCUUGCAUCAUCAUGAUCCGCUUCUGACAUUCUUCUGGCCCCCACCCCACCAGCUGCAGGUUGCCAUAGGGACCGCAAUAAACAAUGACGCAUCAUCGCGCUUCAGUUGCCCACUCCCUAACCGACUUUCCAGCGGUUAAGGAGUACGGACAGUAGGCUCCUCUCGCUGGAGAGAUUGCCUGGUCUGCUCUCACCAGAGAGAUCAUCUUCUUGUCGUUGUUGUUGUUUUAGUUGUCCAGUGGACUUCUUUAGACAUUGACUGUCAUCAUGGCAGAUGAGUCGACUGAAAAGAGGCCGUCUGCUGGCUCCGCCUUUACGAGCGCGAGCUUGGCCGGGGAAGGAGGCGGUUCGCCCAGCAGCUUCCUCGAGACACCGACGCCGACCAUUGGCUCCACCUCCAUGUGGUCCUCUGUCUCUGACCUCUCCCUUCAGUCCGUCGAAGGGAGGGACAGCAGGGACCACAGCGACCCAGCAGAGGGAGAUCUGCGGAAGCCGCAGCGGGAGCACCAGUGGCCUGGCUCGCUGGCGGCAUCCCCCUACCAUCUCCCCGGACCCUUCUUUGGGCCGCUGGCCCCCAGCCGUCCCACUGCGGGCCCCAUGGACCAAUUGUUUGGCCAUCCAUAUUUGCGUGACAUGCCAAGCCCACAGCUGCUACACCUGCGACCUCCAGGGCCAGAAGAGCUCCCACCACUAUUGCAUAGGGUGAGGGAGGCUCGUGGCCACAGACAUGCCACGCUUGCCCCCAUCCCUCCUGCUGAAACAACAUCUCUGGCCCAGCUUGCCCCCAUCCCUCCUGCUGCAAGAACAUCUCUGGCCCAGCCGGCCAGGGCGGACCCGGGGCGCAAGAGGAAUCUGGUUCUGCUGGCCCACCGGCUGCAAUCAGAAGGCAGCAGCACCACCACUGCCGCUGGGGGGUUCCGCCCAGCCCCACCGGAUCAGCCCAGGAGCGGCAAGCCAACGGACAUUCGACGUGCAUCCAGAGUCUUGAUUCCUGCCACUGAGCAGCCACUGGCCAUCCAAAUCAAGGAGCCUGCAAUGAAGAAAGCAGAAGGCUUCAGCACCAGUGCUGCCCCAAGAAUGAAGAUCCCAGAGUUGGGACCAUACAGAGGGACCGAGGAGCGUCACCCACCAUCUCCUCCCCAGUUACAGAGUCGAGGAAUGGCCAAGGGAGGAACAGCCCCGCCCACUGGGGAGAUUCAGCUGCGCCCUAAGGGCCCUCCAGUUCAGAAGAAGCUCCUUGUUCCCAAUCAGCAGUUGCUUCCGGAAUUCUUCUUCCCGCCUCCUCCACCAGAGCAAACCAAAGUGCUCUCCAAGGGAACAGCUUCCCACGGGGUAGCCCCACGAGAGAAAGACACCCAAUCUGCCAAGCCAAGGGUGCAACUCUUUGACUUUUUGCCCCUCAUCACCUCGGAGACCCAAAAGGCAAAGGCCCGCUCAUAUGGGGAGGAGGUGGGCAGGAAACUCCCUGCAGAGAACAAUGGAAAGAGGGCAAGGGCAGCAGGGGCAGAGAGCGUGCCAGCACCCAAAGUGCCACGGGGAAGCCCAAAGGCUGAGGGGAAGGAGAGAUCAGGAGAGACGGCCCAAGCACCCCUGGACCACAAGGAAGAGAGAACUGCGCAGAAGGUCCCCACUUGCCAUCUGGAGCUAGCCGUCCAACCCCAUCUGCCAAGGAAACCAGCAGGAAUCAUGCCAGGCCAGAAGCUGCUGAAAAUGCCUCAGGUCCUGCCAGGAAGGGGGAAAGCACGGCUGCUACCACCUGAAGCCGAAGCUGGGGACACAAAGAGGCAGAAAGUGGGGGCAGAGUCCAGUGGAUCCGCCCAGGCUGUGCCUGCGACUCCGAGGAGCAGCCUGGCCAGAAUGAUGCAGGACUCUGUGCAGGUGUUCCAUGCCCUGGGGCCCCCGGCAAAAUCCAAGAGUGCAGAGGGACAUCUGGGGCAGAGCGUGCCCAAAAAAACACCAUCGAUGUCCAUGGGAAGGCCACCAUCGGGAAGCAUAGCCGAGCCACCACCAAGGCCUUUGGCAGCCCUGCCAAGCAGACCAGCGGGGAAGGCACCGCCCAGCUCCAUGGCCAGGCCAGCAGCCAGGCCGAUGGCCAACCUUCCCCCAGCUCCCUGGCCCACCCACGAUCAAUGCCAGUGUGGAGGCCGCCGGGAUCCCGUCCCUUCAUGCUCCGGCCCUCCUCCCUUGCGCAGGCAAAUACCUUGCGAAUGCACAGUCUUGCUGGGAGGACCUUUGGCCAGCCCCAGCCGGCCCCUCAACCACAGCCGCAGCCUUGGGGUCCCACACCAACCCACCGACCCUUCCUCCCUGCCCACCAAGCCUCCACAGAGCAUCCAGUCCUUCCACCUGGUCCCCAGAGCACGACAGCAGAGCAGGAGUUUAAUGGGGCCACGUUCAUCCCUUGGAGGACACCCCCGGCCCACCUGGAAGUCUCCCGGCCCAUUACGGAGGAGCAACGGCCCGUCCGGGAGCUGAUGCGGCGGCGGGCUCAAAGAGCGAGAGAGGAGGCGGCUCAGUGGACAUCAGCCAGCCGGAAGCAAUAUUUCGUGGAGCGGGAGGAGGAAAUGAACAUCUCCCUUCAGUAUGGCUACCCCUGGCGCCACU
This is a messenger RNA of Hemicordylus capensis (graceful crag lizard), 3378 nucleotides long. RefSeq names its product protein piccolo-like. Bases 1042 to 3249 code for a protein of 735 amino acids. The transcript is spliced from 5 exons. The record is from RefSeq and is a predicted model, not a curated record. Lineage: Eukaryota; Metazoa; Chordata; Lepidosauria; Squamata; Cordylidae.